AUGAGCUCCUCCAGGGCAAAAAAUCACCAUCACGCUGAGGGGUUCUGGACCCUGGGGCCAGGCACAGGGCCAGGCACACAGUGGAUAGGUAGCAAAGGCUUGCUGGGCGCUGUGGGAGAGAAGGGAGGGGAGGCAUUGAGGAGCAAGAGAAAAGGAGAAGCCAAAGGCCAGACGGGCAGAGAAGGAAAGCUUCGUGGAGCGCAGUCUCUUCAUCGCGACCCAGGGAGGCCCACCAAGAGCAGAACUGAGGCUGUGAAACAGAGGGAUGGAGGCCUGAGGGACCCAGGCCAGUGGGCACCGACAAGUGAGCCUGAGCAGACAGAACCAUCCCCAUGCUCAUCUGGUUCCCUCCUCCUCCUCCUGCUCCUCACCCCCUUCCUCCUCCACCUCCUCCUCCUCCCCCUCUCCCUCCCCCUCUUCCUCCUCCUCUGCUUCCCCCUUUUCCUCCUCCUCCUCCCUUUCCUCCUCCUCCUCUUUCUCCUCCCCCUCUUCCUCCUCCUCUUCCUCCUCCUCUUCCUCCUCCCCUCUUCCUCCCCCUCUUCCUCCCCUUCUUCCUCUUCAUCCUCCCCCUCUCCCUCCCCCUCCUCUUCUUCCCCUCUUCCUCCUCCCCCCUUCUUUCCCCCUUCCUCCUUCCCCUUCCUCCUCCUCCUCCUCCUUCCCCUUUUCCUCCUCCUUCUCCUAUGCUCUUUUUCCUCCUCGACCUUUUCCUCCUCCUCCUCCUCCUUCCCCUGCUUACUCCUCCUUCCCCACACUCUGAAAUGAGCACAUGGCUCACACUGAGAGGACAAACUCCAGCUGAAUUUAGUUGUAGCUGUGCUUCCCCAAAAUGCUUUGAGGAUUCAUGAGAACCAGUAGAUGCCUCUCUGCUUCCUCACUACACACCUAAUUUUGUAGCCCCAGAACAGGUGUGACUCAGGCAGAGGAGGGGCUACACAGGUGUCAGUGCCCCCAGCCCUAGGGAGACCACUACAGACAGACUUCCCGGUGGGACCUGGCCCCCGCCCAUGCAUGGUGGCCACGGGCAUGAGGAGGAUGAUAAUGACAAGGGAAGCCACGAUGACCACAGGGUUUAUAGAGAUCUCGCCAUUUGCUGGGCAAUGUGGAGGAAUGUUACACCAUGUCGCCUCCCCGUCACCUGCAGGGCAGGUAUCAUUGCCCUGCAUUCUAUUGAGGAGGAAAUUGAGCUGGAAGUGCCCAAGAUCACAUCGUUAAUAAGUGGCAGGGCCUAAACAGGCCCUUAGCCAC
Molecule: messenger RNA, 1245 nt
Organism: Nomascus leucogenys (northern white-cheeked gibbon)
Lineage: Eukaryota; Metazoa; Chordata; Mammalia; Primates; Hylobatidae
Exons: 3
Coding region: 1-762 (253 amino acids)
Source: RefSeq, a predicted model, not a curated record